Molecule: messenger RNA, 4154 nt
Organism: Corapipo altera (White-ruffed manakin)
Lineage: Eukaryota; Metazoa; Chordata; Aves; Passeriformes; Pipridae
Product: potassium channel subfamily K member 16-like
Exons: 6
Coding region: 3169-4053 (294 amino acids)
Biological process (GO): stabilization of membrane potential; potassium ion transmembrane transport
Cellular component (GO): membrane
Molecular function (GO): potassium ion leak channel activity
Source: RefSeq, a predicted model, not a curated record
AACUAGUCCAGAAAAAUCAUUCUUCAUCAGAAAUUUGUGAAUGACAGGAUCAGCCAAGGUACCUUUCAACCAUUUUAUUACUUAUUUUAGGAACAGCUUAUUUAUGUCAAUGUAAAUUAUACUCCUACUGAUCACAAUGGUAUUUUUUCUGGCUUUUGAAAGCCAGUGCAGAAAUUGAGCAAACCAUGUCAGUUAUUUUUGGCCCAUCCUUUAUUUUGUAUCUAUCCAUGUUUAAGUCUGUUAGGGACUGUAGUAACAAUAGGUGAAGCAAUUGGAGAACCCUGCAUCCUUUGAUUUGCUCCAAGUAAUACAUGAAAAUAUUACAAGUAAUACAUGGAAGUAAUACAUGAAAAAAUUACUAUUACGUUGAUUGUAAACCAGGAUGUCCUUUCCAGAAUGGCUCAGAUUUUUUGUGAGAAAAGCUGGAUCCUGUUGGGUCAGUCACAUUGAGGAAGAAAAAUAUGAUAAGCGAAGGAAUAAUCAAGGAGGUUGUGUUCAGCCCUGGGUUCAAAAUAUAUGUCGUGAGAAUUCAUUCCUGAGCUUUGAGACCAGAUGCACUCCUAUGUUCAACAUUGGCCGGAAAAGCAGGACUUCUGAGGAACAGUCAACUUCCAAGUUCAGAUACUCUUAAGAAGUUCUUGCGUUCAGGACUUUUUAUUUCUGUUUGUGAACUCGGGUUUUAUUUAUUUUUUAAUCAGAAGAGCAUUAGAAGAGGAACAGAGAAGUUAGAUUAGACAAUGUGCUUUGUCAUCCUGUCAUCAAAAGGGAUCUGCUAGUGUUGUUAUUUCAGCAGUUUGUAUAUUAUGCCUUUUUACCUCAAAACCAAAUUUAAUUUCUGAUGUGGUAAGCCAUGCUGAACUCCCUCUUCUAUAUUCAAAACUCAAACAAAAGUCAUAAGUCUUCAGUUUACUUCCAAAUGUAUAUAUUUGAGUUUCUUUUUUUCCUGUGGCAAGACAUAACUUCUGGACUGCUGCACACAAUCUGGCUUUGUUUGAUUCCUAUAUUGCAACCUUAUACUAAAGGAGGGAAAAAACAAACCAGUAGGAAUAACUACAGUAUAGAAGUAAAAACACCUUUAUACUUUUAGUGACCCAAUUCGCAACACCCUCAGAAAAUUAAGAUCCCAAAAGUAAGCCUGAGUGGACAUUUUUUCUUAAGGCAUAAUUUAGACUGCCAAGUUUGGCAGCUGGAAUGCUUUCUUGAACUGAACUGAACAGAAUGGAAGGGGACAUAAAAGAGAUUCAGUGCUCUAUUUUUUCAUUUAUAUCUUAUUAGUUUCAUACCCUUAAUUGUGAAAUGUACUUCAGCUGAGAAAAUUUGUCUCAGCCCAGCUAUGCAGAUGGGUUUGCACCCAUUCCAGAAAACCAGUAGACUGUCAUUCUCUUGGCCUGGUAGACACAGGUCCUAUAAACAACAUGAGAAACACCUGGAUCUUUCACCAGAGACAGCCCUGCUACUAUAACAAGCAGUUGUGCAACAUCCCAGGCUUGCCAACCCUUACCGUGGCAUAAGGUAUGGAACAACAAGCUGUACCUUUUAGUUAUGGAAAUCAGACACAACAGAGAUGUUCUUGUUAGAUACUAAGUAAUUGUCACCCUUAGCACAGACCAAGAGAAGGCCUUCUGUCAGUUGGGCAUCUCAGUAGCUUCAGAUCAGAUUGCUUCAUAAUGUUGAAGUGCUCAGUAAUUUCAAUGCCAUGCUCAGUAAUUUCAAUGCCACUGUAACUUCUGCCUCCCAAAUGUUUCACUUUUUCAGCUGAAAAGAAAUAUCAGAGCACCAAGGCUCAGAGUCCUUGCACACUGCCCUUCUCUACUGAAGUCUUUCUGUCCCUCAGUCACACUGACAGAGUGGUGACAAAAGUCCGAGAUGGUCUCCUUGGAGCUGUCCACAAUAGUUUUCACUUUUCACAGUGCUAAGUAGCCUUCUGCUGCCAGUCAGUCAUCCUCUUCUGGAUGAUGCCUGGCUCUAGGCUACAAGCACAGUACAAAUGGCAAGUACAGGAAUUUUCCCAAAUAGGAUAUGAAUGAAAUAAUUUUUUUCGGUCUUUUUCUGUGAGCACUAACUCUUUUUCAAAGGUAGGUGAAAACAAUCUGAAUGCUAAGCAAAGGAGGGAUAUCUGUAGCCAGAACAUUUUAACAGGAAGGGAGUUUAAUAAUAAAAUUGCAUCCCUAGCCACCUGGCCUUCUUUCUGUGUGUGUGUGUGUUUUCUUUUGGAAGCACUGUGGGAUAGAUGACACUUGCCAUAAAGCUCUUCCUACAGAAAAAUAUGCAAGCCCAGCUCAUUUCCAGUGCAUGAUAAUCAUUAAGGCUCCCAUGAGUGAACCUCUGAUACUUUUUUGGCCAAUGAUUAACCUUAAGCCCUCCUUCCCCCUUAUGCACUUGGAUUAAAAAGGCAAUAUGGAGAGAGAAAGCAGUAGGCAUGAGUGGUGCAUUCUCUAACUCUAUGGACUAAAGGGUGGAGUCAUCUGACAAAUAGUUCAGGAGCAGCACACCAGGCAGUGAGAUUGAUUUUAUUAGGGUUAGAAAAGAAAGAAAGGUUCUGUUGUGUGACCAGGCUGAAUUCAGGAUGUUUUUAAGCUCCAUCAUGCUGCUUUUACUGGUGCCAGCAAUGUUUUUAUGGUACAGACGGCAGCUAUUGACUUUUCCAUUUAUUCAGCUCUAUACUCUUCUUUGUUCUGGAGAGUCUGCUGUAAUUAGAGUUUAUAACGUUUUCUUGUACAGAAGUCUAGUGUUUAGUGUAAGGCUUUACUUGUCAAGACUUUAAGAGUCUAUCCUUGACUCCAUAUGACCCGGGGUAAGUCAUAUAACCAGAGUUUUGAUUCAGCUUCUCAGCCUGGAAACCAAUACCAUCCUCAGAGGGCUUCAUUCAUUUGGUUAAGAUUUUUGGAUAAAAGUUGUUUUAGUAGAAGAAAAACACUAUCAUUCACAUUCUUAUUAAGCCAUAAAUGCUCGCCUUUUGAUCUGGAUAGAGAACAGACGUGGAGGUAUAAAAUUUCUCUGUUAGUCUCAUUUCGUAUAGCCCUAAUACCUGUAUGUUCUAUUAAAAAAUUCUCCAGGGCAGUAGCUGGGAACAUGGGUGUGUGAUUUCUGGGUGUUCUGGGUAGCACAUAUCUUGGGACAGUAACCUGUUAAGUACUGAGCAGGGACUGGCAACAGCAGAGCAGCAGCAUGCCCCUCCUCGCCAUACACAACCAGCGGAUCAGCUGGACUCCGCUGCUGGUACUGGGGUAUCUCUUUUACCUCCUCUUGGGUGCUAUGGUGUUCCAGCUGCUUGAGAAGCAGGCAGAGACCCACUUUCGGGACCAGUUCCAGCUGGAGAAACUUAAUUUCCUGCAGAACUACACAUGCUUGGACAGACAAGCCCUGGAGAAGUUUGUACAGGUCCUCAUGGAAGCAUGGGAAAAAGGGGUCAACCCAGAAGGAAACUCUACAAAUCCCAGCAACUGGGACUUCAGCAACUCCUUCUUUUUUGCAGGAACUGUUGUCACCACUAUAGGUUAUGGUAACCUGUCCCCCAGCACAGUGGCAGGGCAGAUCUUCUGUGUGUUUUAUGCCUUAUUCGGAGUGCCCCUCAACCUGACCUUCCUUAAUCAGCUGGGGAAAGGUCUCAACGCUCAUCUGCUUACCCUGGAAAGAUGGGUGCAAAAGCCAGGCCGUGCCCAGGUGGUUCAAACACUGGCAGUGGCCAUCUUCCUGUCCACUGGGACUUUGCUUUUUCUAGUGUUCCCGCCAUUAGUCUUCAGUUAUGUAGAAGGCUGGAGUUAUGGAGAAGGCUUUUACUUCACUUUCAUCACCCUGAGCACCAUUGGAUUUGGAGACUAUGUAGUAGGCACAAACCCCAACAAGCACUAUAUCCCUGUGUACAGGAGCCUAACUGCAAUUUGGAUUGUUUUUGGUUUGGCCUGGCUGGCUCUGGUCUUCAACGUGGGAGCUGACUUGAUGGAAAAAUUCCUUCAGCUAAAGGGGCAUAAGUCUGACUCAAGCUUGGCAGAAGGAAGCACCACCAAAUUGGAAGAUGAACCUGAACAGCGUAGAAUUCAUAUCCCUAGCUGAGCAAGUGGGAUUCAGUUCUUGUGGUCACUCAUUUUCAAAAAAAUCCAGAGUGACUGCCUCCCAGCUUCAGUAAGAAGUCAUGUCAUCAAGAAUCUCAAGUG